UUUCCACUUAAAUCUUAUAAAACUACAAACUGAGUGCUUUAACUCAAGAAAUACAAAGUCCAAUUUUCCACUUCAUUCUUCAACACCGACAACAACAACAACAGAAACACAAAAACAACAAAAGCAACAACUACAACGAAAAAAUACAAUGAUCAAGAACAACUCGAAUUCCAAUCGAACAGCUGUUGCUGUUGACGCUGACGGAAGAGGUAUCGUUGAUUUUACUAGGGCUCCACCAACUACUGAUACUGUUUAUGAUGGUGACAAUAACGCUGCUACUGAAGCUGACAAUAACUCUGAUGGUUUGGUGGGGAAUCUGGAUGUAGAUGGCGAUGAUGAAAGCAUCAUAGCCAAGCACUCAAAUGGAAAUGAGGCUCUUGAUAUUGAAGUUGAAGAGUUGGAGGCUUUGCUUAAGAGUCAGCAGCAACAACAGGAUAAUAGCAGUAGCGAGGACAUUGAGCUGACAACUACUAGUAGUAUAUACAAUCCUCAAAAACGGCAUCAAAAGUCGGGCUUCCAAUUAGAAUCUUGCAAGUCUCCAGGCUAUAGUCGUCGUAGUCGUCAGGUGCUGAAAACAACCACGAUGAACACCACAACCAUCAAUGACAAUGAAAACCAAAAGCACCAGCAGUACACCGAUCCAAAUGGCAGAACAACAACGUCUUUGACUUCGCCUUCAUUAAAUUUAACAUCGCACCAUAUCCAGCAUCAGAACCAUCACCAUCAACAUCACCAAACCCAGCAGAACAAUCCGGAGGACCGCGAAGAGUACAAAGGACCAAAGAUAUGGAUGAACUUUCUUAGAGACUGGCCAAUUAUUUCACAGCCCUUGGCAAUACUGAUUAUAUUUCUGCUCCUUUGGAUAAUGGGAUACGCUCAAGCACCCAAGUAUGCUAUGCCCGAGACGGUAAUUAUGAGGAUUGCAUUCUUGUUUGUCGGAGCACAGAUCUCUGGGAUUCUGGUGACAUUUAUGCGAUUGCCCGAUAUGCUGGGUAUGUUGUUCUUCGGUGUGCUCUAUACUAAUUUGGGAUUGGCUGAUUUUAGUGGAUACGGAGCGUUGGAAUUAUUUCUUCGGGAACUUGCUCUUAUUACUUUAAUGCUACUAGCAGGUUUUGGAUUGGAUGGUUCAGCUUUUCAGAAACUUUGGGUAAUCAUUUUAAAACUUACUUUGAUACCAACUGUAAUCGAAACGGGUGUAAUUUGUAUCCUUGCCAAUUUUCUCUUGGACAUGCCUUGGUUCUGGGGACUUCUGAUGGGCCUCGUUAUCACAGCUGUCUCCCCCAAUGUGGUUGUCACCGUUAUGCUGAAACUUAAGGAACAAAAACUUGGCCUCAACAAUGGCAUCCACACAUUAAUCUAUGCGAUGACAACUUGCAACGAUGUUGUGGCGAUAUUUACUUUUGGGGUAAUUCUGGGUGUCAUCUUUAAUCCGGGGAAAUUGUCGGAUCAGAUAUUGCAAGGACCUGUUGGUAUUAUUGUUGGUGUGGUUUAUGGCUACGUUUUUGGAUUGAUUUUAGUCUACUUUCCAUCUAAGGAUUCGAAAUAUGUAAAUGGCCUGAGAUUCACAAUGACAGUACUGGGAGGUUGUGUGUCUGUAAUGGGCAGCCGAGCAAUGGGAUAUCCUUCGGCUGGUGCCUUGGGUUGUGUUACAGUAACGUUUGUUGCUGGAACUCUUUGGAGGAAACAACAGAAAGGAAAUGAAAAUCCAAGUGUUACAAAUCGCUUGGAUUUGUUAUGGAAGUUCCUAAAACCAGUGUCAUUCUCACUUAUUGGCAAGGAAAUUAAUUUCUCUGUUUUGGAUGGAAGGACGGUUUUGUAUGGACUUAUAGUUAUUGCUGUCGGAUGUAUGUUCCGUUUAGCGGCAUCAUACUAUUCAACUAAUGGAGCUAAUUUGACAACAAAAGAACGAUGUUACAUUACAAUUUGUGGCUUUCCGAAAGCAACAGUACAAGCAGCCCUUGGUCCCAUCGCUCUAGAUAUGGCCAGACAAUUAAAUGCGGGACCAGAUAUCCUUUCGUUAGCUAGCAAUAUCCUUGUGAUUUCUGUAAUCGCAAUUAUAUUCACAGCACCACUAGGCGCUAUCUUAAUGAUACAAUUAGCCCCGCGCUGGCUUAAGCACGAGGGUGAUGGAGGCACUGAUGCUCGUCAUCGUGAUGCCGAAGGAGCAUCUGAAUUGGACAGAAUACCAGCGCAAUCACCAGAUAACAUCGCCAUAAUCACAGUUGGAGAUAAUAGAAUCCUGACGGAUUCUGCCCAUUCCAACAAUGGUUUCGACCAUGGCAACAGUGGCAGAUAAUGUCUUGUUCUAUGUAAUAUUGGAAAGGGAAUGGUAGUUGGGGUUGCAUGACUGCUUGCUAUGAAGCCUAAUUAAGUACUUAGAAUGACAAAACGGAGCAAAGGACGAUUAUAAUGAAGAAGGAGGAGAAAGAUGAGAAGAAGCUGGAAGAGAUGUCAUAUUUUUUGUGUGGAAGUGAAAAAACAACAAUAUUUUGUUUUUGUUCUUGUUCUUUAAAGAAAUAUGUACUUAAUACUUAAAGAAAGCUUCAACUUAGAACUUUCUUUUUAUAUUUACCAACCUAAGUUAAGUUGAGUUGUUUUGAAAUGUUUUCAUACUUUUUGUACGAGUACUUAAGCAUGUUUCGUCCUUGGUCUUCGUUUCGUCCAAAAUGUUGUUAUGAAAUAUACUUAAUUUAUGUAGAAAAAACUUUUGAUAACAAUCUGUCUUUU
This is a messenger RNA of Eupeodes corollae, 2727 nucleotides long. It is a transcript of the gene Nha2, whose product is annotated as sodium/hydrogen exchanger 9B1. Gene Ontology annotation, cellular component: membrane. Gene Ontology annotation, biological process: proton transmembrane transport. Bases 149 to 2296 code for a protein of 715 amino acids. The transcript is spliced from 11 exons. NCBI's taxonomy places the organism in Eukaryota, Metazoa, Arthropoda, Insecta, Diptera, Syrphidae. The record is from RefSeq and is a predicted model, not a curated record. Gene Ontology annotation, molecular function: antiporter activity.